AGACGUAAUGGUUUGAUUCCCUGUGCACUUGCAAUGGUCGUCGCUCGGACGUUAUUCGUCAGAUUCCUCUAACGGGAGGAGAGAUGAAGGCGGGGGCCUCGUCCAUGUGGGCGUCAUGCUGCGGGCUGCUGAACGAGGUGAUGGGCACGGGGACGGUGCGAGCGCAGCAGCCGGGCUUCGGAGCUGGAGCGGGGCCCUUCCGCUUCGCCCCAAGCACAGGGUACUCCACCUACCCCCCCACCAGCUCAGGGAGUGCCGGGCAGCUGUGCAAAGCUUGCGGACUGGCCUUUUCUGUCUUCAGACGCAAGCACAUCUGCUGUGACUGUAAGAAGAGUUUCUGCGCUCUUUGCUCCGUGCUGCAAGAAAACCUGCGCUGCUGCACGACCUGCCACCUGCUGCGGGGCACGGCCUUCCAGCGGCCUCGCCUCAUGCGGCUCCGAGUCAAGGACCUGCGCCAGUACCUGCUGCUGCGCAACAUCCCCACAGACAUGUGCAGGGAGAAGGAGGACCUGGUGGACCUGGUGCUCUGCCAUCAGGGGGCACGGGAGACCUCGACGCCUGUGAUGGAGGAGGAUGAGGACGAAGAGGAAGAGGAGGAGGAGGAGAAAGAGGAUGAAGAUGAAGACGACGACACAGACAGUCUGCACUCGCUCCCCCACUCGCGUGCAGCGUCUCCCCCGUCGGCGACGCGCUCCACCUCUGAGCAGUCGGUCCUGUCCGCCUCUCAGGGAGACGCGCUCAGUGACAGUUCAGGGACCACCAGCCAGGAGCACGAGGAUACCCCAACAGCGUCUCUUUUGAACCUGGAGCCCGCUGAAAGCAUCUUAGAGGUCAGCCCAGCAACGCAGAGGAGGAUCAGGGCCUCGCUGUCUGAUCUCGACAAUGAAGAGGCGAUAGAGAACCUCUCCGUCCGACAGCUUAAAGAGAUUCUCGCCAGGAACUUUGUCAAUUACUCCGGCUGCUGCGAGAAGUGGGAGCUGCUGGAGCGCGUGCAUCGACUCUACAGGGAAAACGAACAGAACAGGAAAUCCAUGGAAAAUGUGAGCAUAACUGCAGUGGUCGCAUAUCCUCCAUCUCUUUGCAACAGUCGAGUUGGAGAUGGCGUCAAAGCUCAGCUGGUGGGGGACGAAAACCUCUGCCGCAUCUGCAUGGAUGCCAUCAUCGACUGCGUGCUGCUGGAAUGUGGUCACAUGGUCACCUGCACCAAAUGUGGGAAGCGGAUGAGCGAGUGUCCCAUCUGCAGGCAGUACGUGGUGCGGGCCGUGCAUGUCUUCAAGUCCUAAAAUGGCAGCCCUCGGGCGUGCGCAUGGCCCCCCCUCAGUGUCCCUCUGAGGACGAACUGCUGUGCAUGACGUCUCGCCGGGCCCCAUGC
This is a messenger RNA of Nematolebias whitei (Rio pearlfish), 1372 nucleotides long. It is a transcript of the gene rnf34b, whose product is annotated as ring finger protein 34b. Bases 84 to 1283 code for a protein of 399 amino acids. The record is from RefSeq and is a predicted model, not a curated record. Gene Ontology annotation, molecular function: ubiquitin protein ligase activity. Gene Ontology annotation, biological process: proteasome-mediated ubiquitin-dependent protein catabolic process; protein K48-linked ubiquitination; negative regulation of extrinsic apoptotic signaling pathway via death domain receptors. Gene Ontology annotation, cellular component: cytoplasm; plasma membrane. The transcript is spliced from 8 exons. Lineage: Eukaryota; Metazoa; Chordata; Actinopteri; Cyprinodontiformes; Rivulidae.